AUGGCCACGAAGACUAGGCCCGAUCGCUCGGCCGAGCGCCCAGCCGUCGACGACUGGCCGGAAGCGGCCCAGGAUGACACUCCUGUCCCGCCGGUCGCCUCGAUCGCCGAGUCCCCGGGCCCUGGCCCCACCCCGCCAGAUGGCAUGACCGCCGUGGGCCGGACCCUCACCGCCGCGGCCGCCUCCGUGGUCUCGACCACGCGCCAGCUUGGGUCCCAGUAUCUGGAUGCCGUGCUGCACCUGGACCCCGGCCUGGUGACUAACAUCGAGCGCGGUGUCCACCUCUUCGCCUACUCGGUGCCCGCGUGGAUCCCCGCACGGGAGACCGUGUCCCAAGUGUGUCACGCCCUGCCCGGACUGCACUCGGUCUUGUAUGACUAUGGCCUCCGCCAGGCGGCCGGCGGCCGAUACGUCCCGGCCGACCCCCGCGCGCGCACCCUUACCCGGGACAUUGAGCCGGCCAGGACGCCGGCGUCUGCGUCCGCCUCGCCGGAUGCCGGCACCGCCCCGGCGGCCGCCCCCCGAUCGGCGCAGGUGUAUCGCUUUGCGUCCUACCUGCUGGAGGUGCUGAAGCAGCUGCAGCUGUCGGCCGAGCUCUUCGGCGCCAGCGUCGACCGAACCGCCGGCCAGCCCCUGCAACAGACCCUGGCCCGGCCGCGAUCCUGGCGCUGGAGUCUGAUCCUCACCUUUGAGGUGGUCAAGCUGUAUGCCCUUUUCACUCGGCGGCGCAUGCUACUUACGCAGUCGCUGGUGCCGGAAACCGAUCGCGCCAAGGCCCGUGCGGCGGCCGUCGAAGUGGGCGCCGCCCCGGCGGCCCCCGGCGCCAAGCCCGCCGACGCCGGCUCAAUCUCCCCCGGCCCGGGUGGUGUGUCCUUCUGGCGGGGCAGCCGCACAGGCCGGGUGUUUCCCGUGUUCAAGGGCCCCCCAUCGCCCGGGGCCCUGGGCGAGGAACCCCCGGCCGCCGGGGGUCUCGGCGGCGACACCGGCCGCCGGUACCUCAAAGAGCUGGCCCGGUGCGAGCCGGUCAACGAUUCGCUGGCGCGCCCGACAUGCGGCGGCCCUGCCGGCCGGCGGCUGGACACCUUCGGCCUGGUGAUCGAGGUGCUGCAUGCCCUGCGCCCGCUGCUGUACGUGGCCCUGAUGACUCGGUCGCUGGGCCGGCGGUCGGCCGGCGGCCGGCGAUCGGCCCUCUGGCAGGCGUGGGCCCUGUCAGCCCUGCUGGAAGUGUCCUGCCUGCUGGUGCACCGGUACCGCGCGGGGGCCGGGCGUGGAGGGUUCGCCGAUGCCGGCAGCCUCGGGCAUCUGGUGGCCCUGCUCCGGACCUUCUUCCAACGCUUGGGGUUCCCCGCGUCCGGGGGGGUUCCCCUCCCGGAGCCGGUGUCCAACGGCCUGGAUGCCCUUGUGCCCGGGUGGGACGCGCGCGACAUCCGAUACUCGGAGGCCGAGCGCCAGGAGCUGGACGACCGCCAGGGCCGGCUCAUUUGGUGGCUGCUCCGCGAGCCGGCCUUCAGCUCGGGAAUAGGAUCGGCCCUCUCAUCGCUGGGCGCCUGGCUGUCGGACAAGCCGCUGAUUGGCUUCACCGGAGGCCUUGUGCAGGACUACCUGGCUGUCUGGCGAAACUCGUACUACGAGACGGCCACACUGUGA
Fonticula alba is the source of this 1647-nucleotide messenger RNA. RefSeq lists its product as hypothetical. Gene Ontology annotation, cellular component: peroxisomal membrane. The transcript is spliced from 5 exons. NCBI's taxonomy places the organism in Eukaryota, Rotosphaerida, Fonticulaceae. The record is from RefSeq and is a predicted model, not a curated record. The coding region runs from base 1 to 1647 and encodes 548 amino acids. Gene Ontology annotation, biological process: peroxisome organization.